CUCUUCCGGUCUCUUUGGCCUCGCCGGUAGAAGCAAGAUGACGAAGGGAACGUCAUCCUUUGGUAAGCGUCGCAACAAGACGCACACGCUGUGCCGCCGCUGUGGCUCCAAGGCCUACCACCUUCAGAAGUCGACUUGUGGCAAGUGUGGCUACCCUGCCAAGCGCAAGAGGAAGUAUAACUGGAGUGCCAAGGCUAAGAGACGAAACACUACCGGGACUGGUCGGAUGAGGCACCUAAAGAUUGUCUACCGCAGAUUCAGACAUGGAUUCCGUGAGGGAACAACGCCGAAACCCAAGAGGGCAGCUGUCGCAGCAUCCAGUUCUUCUUAAGGAUUUCAAUCAGUCAUAAAAUAAAUGUUCUGCUUUCAAAAAUUCUGUGGUGAUCUAAGGUACUUUAACAUCGGUUCAGAGUUCGGUUAUAUGAUUGCUCUGGGAUCCUACGCUUCUUCCUUCAUAGUUCCUGUGGGUCCGAAGCUGGGAGGGGCUGGGUGGACUCUCGGGAAAGAUACUCUGAGCCUGUCUCGGUCCCCAUCGUGUUUGCUUGGCCCUGGGCAUGGAAGUGGGUGAGUGAUGAGCUGAACGAGCAGGCUUGCUAGAGAUGAGGACAGUUACUGGUGUGGUUAUAUCACUACCAUGCCUACAGUGUCUUAAGACGCUUACAGUCUGUAAGGGACUUAAAUGAUUUGAGCUCUUACUUAUCCUGUAGUUUCUGAUUUUUAACAUUUACUUGAAUAAAGCCAAGCAAGAUAAGCCUUUAUUCCCAGCACUUGGUGACAGGUGGAUCUAUGAGUUGGGGAUCAGAGCUACACAUUAAAACUCUUAAUUCAUCUUACUAGAA
Mus musculus (house mouse) is the source of this 839-nucleotide messenger RNA. It is a transcript of the gene Rpl37, whose product is annotated as ribosomal protein L37. Gene Ontology annotation, cellular component: cytosolic large ribosomal subunit; cytosolic ribosome; cytoplasm. The coding region runs from base 38 to 331 and encodes 97 amino acids. Lineage: Eukaryota; Metazoa; Chordata; Mammalia; Rodentia; Muridae. The record is from RefSeq and is marked validated. Gene Ontology annotation, biological process: positive regulation of signal transduction by p53 class mediator; translation. The transcript is spliced from 4 exons. Gene Ontology annotation, molecular function: ubiquitin ligase inhibitor activity; structural constituent of ribosome; MDM2/MDM4 family protein binding.